AAAAAAGUCAAUACUGAUGGAAUCAGCUGUUUACAUCAAGGCGGUAGUUUGCGACGCGUUGCCAUAGUUACCCUAGCGAACACCAAAAUACAAACAUCUUUCACUCAAUCAAACAUGGCAUAACUUUUCAAAAUGCAGAGAGUGGAAAGUGCAUGGGUUGAAUCAGUUGGUAAGCAAUCGUUGCUCAAUAAUGACGGACAAUCGCUCGCUUAGAAAAACGGAUUCAAGUGUAUCAUCGGAAACAAGUGACGACGAUGCAAGAACACGUGGAAGCAAAUCGAGGGGGAAGAGUAGCGCGAAAGACGACAAAGAAAGCAGUCGAAGGAAACGAAACACCAAUACCUCGUUGGACAGCAAUGGCGAAUCUGAAGAUGAAGAGAUCAACAAAUUGCAAAAAAUUAUUCAAGAUCAAGCUAAAGAACUCAACGAAGAAAAACAGGCUUCGAGAAAGCUCCGUCAAAUGGUGAAACUUUUGAAAAGAGAGACGAAGCAACUUCAGGAAGACAAGUCAAAGAAACAAGGUGAAGCACAACAGUCUAAUAAUUCAGACUCGGAUAAUCCACCUUGGGAACGUCGAAAACUGGAAGUUCGAUUGGCUGAAUUCGAAAAAGUCGUUCGUGAAAAAAAUGAUCACAUAGAGCAACUUUUAAGGGAUUGCAGGAAAAUGGAGCAAGAAAACCAGCAAUGUAACAGUCAGAUUCAGGAACUAACUCAACCUUUUAACGAAUGCACUCAGCAGCUUCAGAUAGCCACGCACAACUACGAAACUCUCGAGUCAACGUUUAAAGAACGAACGAGCCAACUUGAGAUAGAAAACGAUAAAACUCGUAUUCAACUCGGAGAAUGUCAAUGGCAAAAGGACAAAACUGAAGAGAAUUUGGACAAGUUAACUGAAGCUGUAGAUGUCACCAUUAAUAAAUGCAAAGAAAUUAUUGACAGCAAACAGAAAACGAUCGAAACGCUUCAAGCCAAGCUUGAAAUUUAUAGAUCUUCAGGCCUAUCAAAUAGAGAAAAGGAAAUUGAACGACUAAGAGCUGAAUUGGCCACGGCCUCGAAAGAGAUAGAAGAAAGUGCCCGUCUGAUGGAGCGAUUCCAGGGUCUGCAUCUAAGCGACGGUGCGAAAGCCAUUACGAGCGGGGUAAAAAGGAAACUCAAAGAAUUAGAAACACUGAAGGCUACACUAAAGGAAAACGAUCGACUUCUAUUGGAACGGGAAGAACAAGUGGCUGAGCUCAUCAGAGUCGUUCAUCGUUACGAAUCGGGAACAUACGGACUAGCUGAGGCCACAAAAGAAUUGAAAGAAACUCGUGAACAAUUGAAAAUCCGUGACGACCACAUCGAACGCCUUAUCGAACAACUCAAUACGUUAGAGGAACGAAUGGAAGACGUUGUUUUGGAGAACACUGAUCUCAGGGAAAAGUAUAAUGUCGACCCUAAAUUGUUUGACCUUCCUCUAAAAAAGAUGACACUAAAUCAACAACGAGAGGCAUAUCAGCAAGAAAUUCAGCAACUGAAAGAAGAAAACAUGCAAUUAGGAUUAGAGAACCGAAGUUUUAAACGCGCCCUAUUGCGAGGAGGAGAACGUCAGCCACCUGAUGUUCUUUCUACUCCCGUUUCCCAACCAAACGAUAAGCUUCUAUUGGACUAUCAAAAAGCUUGUUCGGAAGUUAUUGUAUUGAGGAAAGGAUUAAUCGAGAUUUUACAUUCCGUUCGUCAACAAGAUGGUAGUAGUGAUGUCAAAAUUGAAUCGCCCAUACUGGAACGGCUUGUGACGGUACUGAAUAGCGAAAAGCUAUUCGGCCAUUACGACGCCUAUGCCGACAUCAUGAAUGAAAAUAGUCGACUCUACGGCGAGAACAAAUUGUUGAGAGAAAGAGUCCGCGAUAUGAAAUCGGCCACUUUUAUAACAGUCGAACAUCCACCGCCAGUUGGGCCAUCACCGACGCAUUCAAGUCGCCCUAGCAGUGCCGAGAAAACAUCAAAAACCGAUAAAGAUAUUCAAGUUUCGGUGAAAGUAGUCGACUCUGGAUGCGAUCCCCACAUUGUUGAGAAUGUUAAUCAGCCCGUUGUGGAAGUUCAUCGACCUCCAUCGCCUAAACAAGCGAAAGAAACUGUUGUACUACAACAGGCUGUACCGCCAUGCGAAUUGACCGGCCAAUUGGAGCGAUACCAGCAGAAACUCUGUGAUCUGGAAUUAGAAUUGGACAAGGUCAAACAUGAGUUACAUAAUGUGACGGAGAAGCAUGAAGCAUCCAUCGUCAAUUGGCAACUCCGUGAAAUCGAUUGGAUGAAUCAAAUUGCUCAAAACGGGACCAAAAUCGAAGAACUCGAACAAGAUUUACUUUCCAAAAACAAAGUGCUAAUUGAAUUGCAAGACGCCAAUGCUGCUUCAAGUCGCGAAUUGACAAACAGCGAACCAAUGGAUGAAAUCAGAAUUAGGAUGGAAAAGGAACUCGUGACAUUAAAGGUCCGGUUGGAUCACAAAGAACAAACAUUAAGACGUUCUCAACAGUUUCUCGAUGAAGUACGGCUGGAACAGCUGAAAAUGAUUGAAGAUCACAGUCAAGAGGUUCUCAACUUGCAAGACACCAUCCUCGAACAACAAAGAGCGUUACACAGGGUUGAACAGACGCAAAGGGAAGUUGCUGCUUCUGCAGCUUCCAGCCGGGCCGUAGUACGCCAUUUAGAGACGGAAGCAGAUUCCAGUCAUCAACUCCAUUCUCAGAUUUCUGAUAUAUCAGGUCAGCUGGAAACUGUUCGCAAACAGGCCGCUCAAUGGAAACAAGCAGCCGAAAUUCUCAGCAAGGAGAAACAAUCAUUGAAAGAAAGUUUAAUGGUAGACCAUAAAUUGGUUGUGGAACAGCUGAAAUCGCAAUGGGAAUCGAGUCAAUUAGAAUUGAAAGAGCAACGUGACAAAGUAUCUGAUUUAACACGUCAGCUGAACGAAGAACGUUUCGACAAUCAACGGAGUACUUUGCUCCAAGUGUUGGUGGCAAAACUGAAGACGGAAUUGGACAAGAAAGAAAAGCAAAUGGAUUUCCUGAAACAGCUGGCGGAAGACAUGCAUAGUCGUCUCGAGUGCGCCGUGAAUCCCCCGCCAUUAGUUACCAGCACUCCAGUACCGACGCCCAUCACGAUCCGAUUGCCAAGUCCAGCCAUGAUUGAAACUAGUCCAUCUAAACGAGAAACAGGAUCAAAUAAUACCCUAGCCGAUUUGGAAUUGCAACACACUCAACUUCAAAAGACGUCCGCAGCCCAACGGAAGCAAUUGGAGUUGUUAAGAAAUCAAUUGAAAGAUCAAUCAUCUUUAGUUGAGAAAUUGCAAACAGAAAAGGGCAAUCUGAGUCGACAGAUGGUGUCACUUAGAACGCGUGUAACUCGACUGUCGGGCGAAAAAGCGGCCGCUCAAUCCUUGCCGGAUGAUGGAGUCUGUCGUCUAUUGAAACGCAUCAAAGAGUUGGAAGGACAGUUGGCCAUGUUCCACACGGCCGAGAGACCAACGGCUGAAGAUCCACAGAAUUUGAUGGUCAGAAAUUUAGCAAUGGAUCAAUGGAAGGAGCGCAAGAAAAUGCAGGCUGUCAUUGAUCAUUUAAAAUUGAAAGUCAAAGAUCUUCAGGAUCGUAUCCAAGAAGAUGAACGUCAAAAUGAAAGUCUUCGUAAAACAGUCAAUCGAUUAGUGAAUGAAAAACGAGUUUUAGAAGAUAAAUUGAAAUUCAAAGCCAAUGAUAACGAACGCAUUCAUCGUCUGGUAGAGGAAAAUACUCAAUGGCGUAUUCGAUUCGAAGGAUUGGAACGUCAGCUGAGAGAAUUAUCUGAAGAACAAACGGAUACGAAUCGCCAUCGAUUGCAAAUCUCGGUGUUGCAGGAACGUAUCAGAAAACAAGAGCAGCAAAUUUCUGAAAUGGAAUCAAAACCGGUUAUAAAAUCAACUCCCAAUGAGUCGGUAGAACUGAGCGAAGAUGAUAAAAUGAAUAACAUCAAAACUAUCGAGAUAAAAUUGCGAGAAAACAUUCAACGCCUAGUCAAUUUGGUACAAAUACCGAGACGUUCUAACGGAGAGAAACGCAUCAGCUUUCAGGAUGGCCCGCCGAUGGCAGACAUCCGACGAACAGUCAAAACGUUACACCAACUCGUCUGCCAAUUGAAUGAUGACGACGUUGGUUGAAACGCCCGCCCCCUUCCGUCACAACACACUUUCUAUUCUCCCUUUUCCCACCCGUCUUGUUCUUUCUCUUCGCGGAAAUAAGAAAAUAUAUAUUUAUAUAUAUUUUUUUUUCUUUUUUUUUCGUGAGUGAGCAUUUGUCGACGAAAAAUGUGUUGCUGUUCGUCGGCUUGUGUCUGCUUCUUUCUUUCCCCUUCUUGUACCUCCUUCCUUUUUCUUUUAUGUUAUGUAAAGUCGGCUGGAGAAAGUAGGUCAAAACACAUCACGCACGAGCUCAUCUUGAUGGUUCGGCUCGUUUUCGUGUGUGUGAGCUGAUGGACAUGGACAUCCGCCUUCCGGACGGAGAAACUUGCUUUUGUUCAAUGUCGAUUUUUUCGUUUCACCAAUGGAAUGGACCGAGACUUGAAAUCUAUUUUUAUUUUUAAUACUCGGUUCCAAGGAAAUGGGUUUCUCUUGUCCUUGAAAACACAAUGAUUUGCAUGUUAUUCAACUUUGCAAGUCUUCAGGUAUUCUGAUAAAAAGUUAAAAUGUAGCAGAGGACCUUGGAAAUGUUUUUGGCAUUUUGAAUGGCCUUCACAUUUUAAUUCGACGUUUUUGUGAAAUUAGGAGAAAACGGAAUCGCUCAUCAUCUCCUCUGGGGGGGAAGAGGAACGUCUUCAAGGGAAAUGAGACGAAUAGAAAAAAAAAACAGACAGAAAAACUGGAAGCAGACUCGGUGAAAAGAGUUUUUCAAGUUUUCCAAAGAACACACAAAAAAAAACCCAGAUUUGAAAAAAAAAAAAAGAAGCCAAGAAAACAACAAAAACUUGCAAGGGAGUUUUGCAACUUUCACUAGAUAAGUUGAUGGCGAUAAGAAACAAUGGAGGAGGGGACCACCCCCAUUUGCUUUAGAAGAAAGAAAAAGAAAUGCCCCCUGACUACACUUUGGCUUACAUGGCGCCCCGCAGCGAACCGCCCCCAUUGGGAAACUCCUCCCCAUCUUGGUUUUAAAAAAAUAAAAACUUGCAACAACAGAGAAACAGCUCUCCUUUCUCCGCGUGGCUAUAUAUAUUUCAGACAGUCGCUGUCAUUGGAAAUCAUUCAGACUUGAGCAAAAGAGAAAACGAGAAGGAAACAAAAAGAGCGGCAGAUUAUUUUUGUUAAGUGCAAGUUUGGCGAAGCAAGUUACUUUCUUCUUUUCCAAUUCAUUUGUGUGCUCACAUUCGGAUGACUAUGGCUGUCAAAAUCAUCGUCCCGCUCUUAUUCAUCGUCUUGCCUUUCGUCAUCGCCAGCAAUUCAGAUUCAGCUGACACUUGGAGAUGUGGCAUCUUUUUUGCUGGCAAUCCGGGCACUGCUCCUCGUGCCAAAAUCUUCAUCUUGCCCAAGAAAUUCCCUGCCGAUUGCAAUGCACCUCGAGUGGAUACUUAUAACGGCACUUGCUACGAAGUGAUGAGAAAGGGACUGAAGGAGUGGAACUUUGAGAACCCCAGUCGCAUCCGCAAGCAAUCCGGCCAUACCAUCGGCGAUGAUUUGUGCGGACCUAUUCCCCGAGAUAUUAAAGCACCCGGCCUCGAAAUGGGUUUCUAUUUCGCUUAUUGUGGGAGCGAUUGGAUCGACACUGGACUCAGAAAACCCGAACGUCUGUGCUGUAGGCAAAGGAAGCAAGUGCCUUGUUAACAUCAGUCUAACUCACUUCUCUCUCACGAAUUAUUUGAAAUGUAUUAAUGUCACCUGGCGUGUCCUACCCGAUAAUUUUUGGGAACAUACGAAACACUAAAUGUUUUGGUACAAAUGAGUAAAUACGGUAUAAACACACUAAACAUUUAUUGAUGGAAUGCAAAUUAUGCAAAUGUACACGUAAAAAGACAAGGAAAAGCGUAGCCAAAAACAACUAACGGACGUGUCACGAAAAAAAAAAAUCAAAUAAACCAUG
Messenger RNA from Daphnia carinata, 6074 nucleotides. Its product is annotated as centrosomal protein of 290 kDa-like. The transcript is spliced from 19 exons. Bases 191 to 4165 code for a protein of 1324 amino acids. Lineage: Eukaryota; Metazoa; Arthropoda; Branchiopoda; Diplostraca; Daphniidae. The record is from RefSeq and is a predicted model, not a curated record.